AUGUACGACUUCACUCCGCUUCGAGACGAUAUAUCGCCAGGUGAUGUUCUCUUGCCUGGAGAUGAUGGCUAUGAGGAAGUGUUGCAAAGAUGGAGCGCGGCUUGCGUGAAGAGAGCAGCAGCUAUCGUGUUACCGAUUAACUCGCAAGAGGUGUCCACGGCAGUCAAAUUUGCAGUUUCGAAUCAGAUACCAAUGACCGUAUGUGGUGGUGGCCACUCAUCCAGCGGUGCCUCGUCAUCAGAGGGCAUGGUCAUUGAUCUACGAAAGAUGCGAAAGGUCAGAGUCAACGCAGAAGCCAUGAACGUCGAGUUCGAAGGGGGCUGUCUAUGGGAAGAUGUCGAUAUAGCCCUCGAGCGGGAUGGCCUAGCGACAGUCGGAGGUGUCGUCAAUCACACAGGGGUUGGAGGACUUACACUCGGCGGAGGCCAUGGUUUUCUCACACCUCGACACGGUCUUACCAUUGACAACUUGUUGAAGGCGGAAGUUGUUCUUGCAGAUGGGACGAUAGUCGAAGCGUCUGAAGAUACGAACCGUGAUCUGUUCUGGGCUAUUCGAGGCGCUGGUGCACAGUUUGGAGUCGUAACUCGCUUCGUAUCUCGAGCUCAUCAACAAGACAAAGUCUGGAGCGGAACUUUGGCGUACUCGGCUGAUAAGCUACCUGACUUGUUGCGCUUUGCGAAUGUGUUGUAUGGAAGACCCAACUCAGAAGGGCAUUGUAUCGCAUUGGGCAUUGGCUUUGGACCUGACGAGACAGCCCGUGUCGUCUCUACUAUCCCUUUAUUCCAUGGCUCAGAAGCAGAUGCCAAGAGAUAUUUCUCUGGCCUCCUCGAGAUAGAAGCAACCGCUGACGAUACGGAGAUGAUGACGACGGCGAAGACGAACACGCUCCUCAACUCCGUAAUGGACCACGGCAUCCGACGACUCAUGGGCUCAGGCAACAUCACAAUGCCUCUAGAUAUCGAACCAAUGGUACAAACAGCAGAAACAUUCUGGGGAUUCUGCGAAGCACACAAUGGAAUGGGCAAGUCUGUCUUGGCUAUUGAGUUCUUCCCAACAGACAAGAUUCGAGAAGUCCCCCAGGAUGCAACAGCCUACGCCAACCGCGGCGACUAUUACGACGCAAUGACUUCUUUUGCAUGGGAGAACCCAGCCUACGAUUCAGAGAUACGGCAGUUCAACAGGGGCCUGUGUAAGAGGAUCCGGGAGACGAAUGGGUAUUCAGCUACGGCGGGCGGACACUGGAGCAAGGGGCCUGUGGGAGUGUAUAUCAAUAUUGAGGCUGAUAGUAUAUCGCCUGAGGAUGCUUGGGGCGUGAAUCUGCCUAGGUUGAGGGAGUUGAAGAGGAAGUAUGAUCCGAAUAAUGUGUUUAACAAGUGGCAUGGUAUUGCUGAAGAUACAGCUGGGACGGUGUAA
Messenger RNA from Fusarium subglutinans, 1413 nucleotides. Its product is annotated as 6-hydroxy-D-nicotine oxidase. The transcript is spliced from 2 exons. Lineage: Eukaryota; Fungi; Ascomycota; Sordariomycetes; Hypocreales; Nectriaceae. Bases 1 to 1413 code for a protein of 470 amino acids. The record is from RefSeq and is a predicted model, not a curated record. Gene Ontology annotation, molecular function: oxidoreductase activity; FAD binding.